This is a messenger RNA of Aspergillus alliaceus, 384 nucleotides long. RefSeq lists its product as uncharacterized. Bases 1 to 384 code for a protein of 127 amino acids. Lineage: Eukaryota; Fungi; Ascomycota; Eurotiomycetes; Eurotiales; Aspergillaceae. The record is from RefSeq and is a predicted model, not a curated record. The transcript has a single exon.
AUGGCGGCUGGUACUCUUCUGAAGGAUAGGCGUGGGACUCUCUUGAUCAUGAACCGCGCAAAGGACGUUCACUUCGACGAGAAGGUCCUGCUUAUCAGCCAGGAUGGGGAGAAAACAAUACUCAACGAUCACACACAGCAAUCCGGAGAGCAGAAAGAGGAAAAAGAGGCCGGUAACAUUGAAUAUGAAUCUAUGAAUCCGGAGGUGCAAGCUGCAGUUAUCAGUGCACGCUAUCGGACGGAGCUAGAGGGUUCGGGUGGUGGCAGGGGUGUUACCGCAGGAGAGGAAGGGGGAUGUAUAAACGAGCACUUGCCGGAACGCUUCUGCCGUCGAUGUGAUGGGGAUUGCCGAAAUUGUUUGACGAAGGAUAAGGAUCGUUACUGA